Messenger RNA from Danaus chrysippus (African queen), 2838 nucleotides. The record is from the annotation of a GenBank genome assembly. Lineage: Eukaryota; Metazoa; Arthropoda; Insecta; Lepidoptera; Nymphalidae.
AUGCCUAGUAAAAAGAAAAUCAAGUCUCCACAGCAGCUAUGGGAAAACAUUUCUUCAAUCUUUGUAACAUUUGUUGAGAGAAUAUUUUUUUCUCUGGGCGUGUUUGUAGCUAGGAAUCCAUGGAAGGUAAUAGCUGCAACAUGGAUAUUUGUCCUCUUAAGUUGCUGUGGACUUUACACAUUCUACUUAGAGAAGAAUCCUAUGAAAUUAUGGGUGCCUCCAGAAUCAGACUUUUAUUAUGACACAAAUUGGUACAUAGAUAAUUUUGGAACUAGUUUAAGAAUGCAGAAAUUGUUAGUUACUGCAGACAAUGUACUAGAUCCACAUGUUAUAAAUUUGUUAAGCAAUAUCACAAAUGAAGUCUCAUCCAUUCAAAUUCAUUAUAAUAAUAGAACAUAUUCUAAAAAUGACUUGUGUUUUAAAGUACCUGUAGUUGCUUUUGCUAGUCCACAUUGGAAAGCUAGAUCUGAGGUGACAGAUAAAUCUAAUAAUAGUCAAUCUAAACUUAAACAUGAGGGGUAUGAAAUAGAUUACUAUGAUCCAUCUCUCUUAGUUGACAAUGAUUUUUAUUGUAGUUUUAUUGAGAGUUUCUCACAUUCUUGUUAUCAAGAUAGUAUUGUAGAUAUUUGGAAAAAUGAUGAAAUGUUAAUAAAAAAUCUUACUAAGUUUGAUAUAAUUAAAAAUGUUAAUGAGGUGAAAAUAAAUCCUAUUACUGGCCAUUCUGUUGAUUAUACAAAGCAGUUAGGGGGAAUUCAGCGUGAUGAAAGUGGUCUUAUAGUGUCAGCUAAGUCAGUACUGAUUACUUGGUAUAUGUAUGUUAAUAUGACAGAGGUUGAUCUUAAUGAAGUAGGUAACUUAGUUGGUACGGAAGACUGGGUGACAGUCCCAUUAGCCAUGUGGGAGAAAAAAUAUUUAAGAUAUGUGAGUAAUUUAUCAUCACCAAAUAAUAUACAAUUUUUUUAUGAAACAGGAGGAAGUUUUGCAGAUAUAAGUGGUGAAACAAUGUUUAGUGACAUGGAUAAAUUAUCUAUAGGUAUUAUGUUAAUGUUUUUUUAUGUUGUGAUGGCGGUUUCUCGCUUCAAUUGGCUAGAGAUUAGGUUGACAUUAGGUAGUGUAGGUUUACUGAGUGUCGGUAUGGCAUAUAUUACUACUGUAGGCUGGUGUUCUUUGAUUGGUAUCCCAUUUGGCCCUGUUCACUCAUCAUUACCAUUUCUUCUCAUGGGCCUGGGAGUAGAUGAUAUGUUUGUGAUGAACGCAUGUUGGAAAAUAGUUUUGCAAACAGAGUCACAUCGAAGUAUUCCUGUUAAAGUAGGUCAUAUGCUGAAACAUGCAGGUGUAUCAAUAGUAAUUACAUCUUUUACAGAUAUUGUUGCUUUAAUGAUAGGUGCCAUAACAAUUCUUCCCUCUUUGAAAUCCUUCUGUAUCUAUGCUGCGGUUGGUGUAUUUUUCAUAUUUUGUUAUUCUGUUACUUUCUUUGUAGCAGUUUUCACAAUAGACAUAAAAAGGAUUCGUGACAAGAGAAAUGGAAUUAUUUUCUGUUACAAACAUAAUAAUGAUGUUAAUGUGUCAUCAAAAACUACAUUUUUCCAAAAGAUUUUAGAAACUUUCUAUAAAAAUGUUGUUUUUACUAUUCCUGGUAAAGCCACAGUCAUCUUAUUUGUUUUAAUAGCAACAGGUGUUAAUAUAGUAUCUGUAUUAAAAUUGGAACAAAGGUUUGACCCUAAGUGGUUUAUUCCUGACGAUACUUAUUAUAAACAAUUUUUGAACACCCAUGAACACUACUACCCUGAUGAAGGUUAUCCAGCUAUGGUUUUUCUAGGAGAUAUGGAUUACUAUAAGGAAUUUAAUAAUUUGUAUGAUAUGAUCCAGGUUUUAAGGAAUGAGUCAUAUGUAACUGAUGUUGUCACAUGGGUAGAAACUUUUCAUGGAUAUGUCUUAAAGAAUUUUAAUCAAGACUUACUGAAUUCAAGUUCUGUUACAGAAGGCCAAUUUAAAAAUUAUUUGUCCAGAUUUAUAUAUAGUGGAGUUGGAGGUAGAUUUCAAAUAAAUUUCAAAUUAUCAGGGCCACAUGGUUGUGGUAAAGCUAUUGAUAAUAUAACGGCCACGACAUUAUCUUUUAGGUUCACAAGUUUCAAGGGUCCUCAGGAAUAUAUACCUGCAAUGAAUCACGUUAAAGACAUUGUAAAAUCUACAUCCAUAGUUACUGGUGAUGGUUACCGUAGUGUGUGGUCCAAGGCUUUCGCAAAUUGGGCCACUGACGAGGUUAUCGCUGUUGAAGUAGAGAGAAACAUAGAACUAGCAUUGCUUUGUGUCAUGCUCUGCACUGUGAUAUUAAUAACAAAUCUUCAAAUGUGUCUAUGGAUAUUCAUUUGCGUUUUACUUACAAUUGUUAAUGUAUUAGGAGGUAUGCAACGGUGGGGUAUGACAGUUGAUAUCGUGUGUUGCAUUGGUCUAGAACUUGCAAUUGGUCUAUGUGUCGAUUAUGCUGCACACGUUGGGCAUACAUUUUUAACUAUAACCCAAGGUGAUCGUGGCGCUAGAGCUUACAAAACAGUCACGUCUAUAGGCAGCGCGGUUUUGCUAGGCGGUGGUUCGACAUUCCUUUCUUUAUCUCUUCUAAGUAUGUCGAAAGCAUAUACAUUUCAAUCUUUCUUUAAGAUAUUUUUCCUUGUCAUAUUAUUUGGUUUAUUUAAUGGCUUGUUAUUCCUACCUGUCAUUUUAUCAUUGAUAGGUCCAGCUCCCUACAAAAGUCACGAUGAAAAUGUUUUGGAAGCUGUAGAACUAAAUGGUAAAACUCCUGAGAAUAAAAGAAUAUUAGCAAAGACAGUGGAGUCUUGA